Rhodotorula toruloides NP11 is the source of this 3510-nucleotide messenger RNA. RefSeq names its product raffinose synthase protein Sip1, glycoside hydrolase family 36 protein. The record is from RefSeq and is a predicted model, not a curated record. The coding region runs from base 1 to 3510 and encodes 1169 amino acids. Lineage: Eukaryota; Fungi; Basidiomycota; Microbotryomycetes; Sporidiobolales; Sporidiobolaceae. The transcript is spliced from 3 exons.
AUGACUGCGACAGGGCGGUUCGACCCGCCUCUUGCGUCGAGGACGUACCUCCCUUCUUCCUCGCGUUCUUCCGCCGACGCCGACGAAGAGGGACUGGAGAAGCGCAUCUGGUUCACCUACCUCCCCUCGUCCUCGACCAACGCAGUUGAAGGGAGCGAAAAACGAGUCGCAGAAGUAUGGACCAACCUCCCUCUCUCCCCUUCCCCAAACUCCUCCUCAUCUGCAUCCGAGUUUUGGCACGCCCUCCCACUCGUCCCCUCCUCCUCCGCCUCAAACUUCUACAGCGCCUCGAUCCCCCUGCCGAAGGACAAAGGAGAAUGGGAGUUCACGUACCGCUUGGUCUCUUCGUCUGGAGACGUCGAGUGGCUCGGAUCCGCCGGAGGGAACGGACGGAUUGUUGUCGUUAGCUCGGACGUAAAGGCGGAGGCGGGAUGGGAGGGGCCUGAAGGGAAGGAGUGGACUUCUCCCCCCGUUCCUGGGACGGAGUGCGUCAAAGUUGGGAAGUUCUCCCGCGGCGCUGCGACGGAGAAGGAGGGAGAGUGGGACGUGGAGGUGAAGAGGGAGUGGGUCGGGUUGAGUGGGUUGGGGGAGAGGGAAGUGGACGGGUUGGUUGUGGAGCAGAGUAGCCGCACCUGGUUCGCCCCGCGCCCACUCCCACGCUCCUCCCCCUCUUCGAUCCUCUCGCACCUCUCCCCGACCUUCCCAGCCCAACUCCUCAUCCUCCGUUUACUCCCCUGCCCGACGGAUCCCUGGACGCGGUACACCGUCCUUCUGCCGUUCUCGACGCGUCAGACGAGCGCUGCGCUUGUUCGCAACGAGGGAGGGGAGAAGAUCUUGCUCAGGUGUCAACAAGAUGCGGAGGGAGCGAGCGAAGGACAUCUCGCGAUCGCAUGGGGCGAGGAAGGCGAGUUGCGCACGCUCAUCGAGCGUUGCGUCGCCGCCGCACGAGGCGUCCUCUCCCCCUCGUCCUCUCUCUCCUCCUCCGACCCAUCUUCUCGCCCUUACGCGCCAAAACCCCUCGGAGCGUGCACCUGGAACGCCCUUUCCCGUGGCGGAUCGGCCGACUACUCCGCCACCUCUCUCCUCUCCUGGCUCGACUCGCUCCGUUCCUCCCCGUCCUCCGCCUCACGAGCGAUCAAGACCGUGCUGCUGGACGACGGGUGGCAGGAUACGGAGACCUAUAUCGAUUUCAGCGUCGGAGCGGGAGAGGGGGACAGGGAGCAGGGCGAACGGAGGGCAUUGAAGAGUUUCCAGUGCUCGAUGGAGUGGUUCGACCUCGAGGAGGACUCCUCCUCUGCCGACGAAGAUGUGAAGGAGGGCAAGCGCACGAGCGUGAGCCUCGACUCGGGGUACGAGGGAAGUCCGGCGGCGGCGGGGAGGGGAGGGGAGUUGCCCCGCCAGCCGCGUGAGGGGGUCUGUGUUGAGCUCAGGGAGGUGAUGAGGAGAGUCAAGGAGAGGGGCGUGGAGAGGGUCGGGGUCUGGAUGACGCUUUGCGGCUAUUGGCACGGUCUCCACCCGGACCGCUCGCUCGCGGACGCCUACACCCUCCGGCGCUUCACCGUCCACUCCGCCGCCCAUCCUUCCUACAACGGCCACAUCUACCUUCCCGCGCAAUCCGACCUCCGCACCUUCUACGACGACUAUUUCUCAUCCCUCCGCGCUGCCGGCGUCGAUUUCGUCAAGGUUGACGACCAGGCGACGGUUGAUUGCCUCGUCGCGCAGGAGGUCGGCGAGGACGAGGAGGAAGGCGCGACGCCGGACGAAGUGGGCGAGUACCGCGUCGCAAUGCUCGAGGCGAUGCGUGCAGCAGCGAUCGACGCGUUUGGCGCAGACGGCAUCAUCCACUGCAUGGCCGGCUCGCCUCGUAUCUGGGGCGGCUCGCUCGGGAUCGUCGGCGCGACGGAUGAAGGAGCCAUCUCGACAGUCCGCAACAGCGAUGACUACUUCCCCGACGCGCCCGACUCGCACAGGUGGCACAUCGCCCUGAACGCCCUCACGACGCUCCUCUCGUCUGCGCUCCGCUUCGAGCCAGACUUUGACAUGGCGCAGUCGGCGCACGAGUUUGGCAAGGCUCACCUCGCGCUUAGAGCGUUCUCGUCGGCGCAGGUCUGGAUGUCGGACGAGCCUGGCGCGGACUUGAGCGGGUGGGAGUCGUUGCUCGCGGUGACGAAGCAGGGCGUGCGGGUGUUGCAGGCGCGCGAGGGAGGGGUUGGGACUGUGUUGCAAGGUAGGAUGGGCGACGAUGUUCUCGGACGGCUCGACGACGCCGAGACGGACGUGCUCAAGGUUGGCCUCCCUGUCGCGAGCGCGAAGGGCGCGCACAUCGGCGUCUGGAGUUGCCUUCCUGCCAAGCGCCUUGUCGACGGACGUUUGACGACCCUCGUCGACUCGAAGGACGUGGCCGACUCCCUCCACUCGGUUGCGGGAAGCGAGUCUGGCUCAUUCGUUCUCGUCAACCCUGCGACUCUCAACGCGACUCAGGUCGACUCCGCAGCCAUCGCCACUGCCUCGAAAUUCGCUCGCCGCUUCGCCAAGCCGCUCGCGUCGGUUGACGUCGCCCAGAACGAGGCCGGCGUCCUCACCGUUGCCGAGCUCUUCGACUUGCCCGCCGCCUCUUCCGAAAAGUCAGUCAAGAUUGCCUGCUUCGGCUUGCUCGACAAGACGGUCGGACUCGCGGCGAUCAAGUCCGUGGAGGUUAUCAGCGGGAAGUCGUCGACGACGAGCGGGAUUGGGAAGGUCGAGGAGACGAACGAUUCGAGCAACGGGUCCAGCGACACAUCCAGCUCCGAGGCACUCCUCUCAUCUACUGCCUCAUCGUCCACGACUCCGUCGUCAAGCUCGGGCUCGAACCAGACGCUCACCCGCCCGCUCUCGCCGACCGACCGUUCGUCGUUCCCUGUCCCACAAGGCCGCCUCCCCUUCCUCCUCGCCUACUUUGCCGGCUUCUUCCGCACGUCCAUUGUCCCAAGCUCGUCGACCGGCACUGCGGCGUCUCGCACGCCUCGCACCGAGAUCCACUCGCUUGCCCGCGACAUUCUCCGCCAGCCGGUCCGCACCGUGCUUUCCGAGAUCAAGGCCCUCGUGUCGUUCAGCAUUUUCACCGUCUUCUGGAUCGUUGGCUGGAGGUCGAACGGUAGCCAGCGGAUGAUCGAGGCAAGUCCCGCGCACGCGAACGCACCGGCUUCCGCGCCAGCUCCAUCGCCCUCGUCCGGCCUCUCGCACGAGCCCGAAACCCGUCUACGCAUCGAGCUCCACUACCUCAGCGACCGCCUCGCCUUCUACGUCUCCCCUGCGCCUCCCUCGCUCUCCUCGCUCCGCCUCUUCCUCGAUGGACGGCCCAUCGACGCUUCGGUUCUUCACGAGGUGUCGUCCGACGCAGGCAUCGUCGAGUUCCAGGUCGAGUCGGCGUGGAAGGGGUUGGAAUCGCAAGAGGGUGCGGGUAGUCGCGGGAUUGCGCAGGAUGCGGAGUCGGAAAAGCCAUGGGUCGUCGAGGUCGACUUUGCGGGCUAA